CUCUUAGCAACGGUGCCUCAGCAACAGAGCCAGGGCAACAGAGCUCCACGGCAACAGAGUGCCGUGUCUCCCCAAUGGAGCUGCCAUUGGGUGGACCAGCUCUUAGGCACUACACCCAGAGCAGACCGAGACCUCACCGACAAAAACUCAACUAUCGUCCCAGCAGACCGCAGGAGACAAUAAUUGAAAGUGAAAAUGAAGUCCUUGAGCUCAACGGGCGUGUUGAUGAAGGAGUGGAGGAGUUUUUUACCAAGAAAGUUCUUCCUGCUGAGAUGGAGAAAAAGCAAGAUGAGGAACCAUUACAUGAGGAAGUCAUCACAGUGGACGAAGUGGUUCCUGCCACCUCCAUCCCUUGCCCGCCGCCCACGAAAACACUCAGGAGGAAGCUUGGGGAUUUCUUUACCCUCAGAAAGAGACGAGGUGUGAAAUCAGAGCCGGGGCAUGAGGGCCGACCUAAGAAGGCCUCCAUCGCUGAUCUAAUUCGCCCUCUUAGGGAGGCGGCCAGAGCCGAGAAAGAAAAAGAUAAGGACCGUGUCAAAGAACACGAAAAGGAGAAUGAAAAUGAGAAAGGCAAAGAGCAACCCAGUGGUAUCCCCGGAGAGUCGCCUCUACAGGAAACAGCUGCAAUGGAUGCUCAGCCACUGAGGGGUGAAGGGGUGCCACCCCGCCGUGCUCUCAGAGAAGGGAAGUCCCAGUCUCUUAUUUUACUGUCUGGUUCAGCAUCAGCGACCGCUAAUGCCAGAAAGAAACAGUUUGAAGGACAACAUAGCUUUGAACAAAAACUUCAUCUAAUGCUUCAGCGUAUUGGUGUUUCCAAAGCUCAGCCAGAAGAGACACAGAAUCCAGAGAGAGAGAUGAAAAAAGCAGAAUCUGAAGGCACCAUUAUUGACAGUAAAGCUGAACCAACCCCGACUUUUACAAAACACAGAACUAUGUCAGCAUCAUCAGAUACGCGUCAUCCAAUUCGAUCAAGCGUGUCAGCACAUGAGUCAGCUGGAAAGCCUCCUUUGCUUCCAAAGCCAGUCGUCAAGCCCGGUCCGGGCCCCACAACAUCUGGCCGCAACACGCCUGAGAAUGAGCUUGUCCAAAUAGAGGAGGGGGAAACAAGCACACCCCCUAAAUUAAUAUUUGCUGCUCCAUCUGGUCACGCUACUCCAGCUGUAACCACAUACACCAACCCUGACUCGAACAACGAUCUUAUUUCCUCUUCUAGUACUGUAACAUCUGACUCUGAGUUAGCUACUGUUACCACUACUGCAACACCCACAAACGGUACAGAUCAAGGUGGCAAACCUUCUGAGCCUGAAGCACAGCCUGUUAGCACAGAACCAUCCACUUCUAAUUUCCCAAUAGCUGUUACAGAACCCACCACCACCGCCCCUAAUACUUCCACUUGCUUGGAAUUUUUCACUUCAAGCACCUGUGCCACUUCUGACUCGACAAUUUCCAUAACCACCUUGGAAACUGUUUUUGCUCAUCACAGUAAAAGUCUGUCAACACCAACAGAUAUGUCAGUUAAGCCAUCAAGGCCAGAGUCUAACGGCAUAGUCUCAGUUCGUGAUGAAGCCUUUACUGUCGUUGCAACAGUAGGACCGAUUAUCCAACCAGAAGAUAUCAAAUCUAAUGCUGCAACCACCUCAAUUUCACCUACUGUAGCUAGUGAUGACUUAAAAUCAGUGUCACCUACAACCCCAAUAUCUUUGAAAAGCACUAAAAUCACAUCUGUGGCCCUGACCUCAACUCCUCCUGCAUCCCAUACCCCAAUUACCAGCUCCUCCACUAUUCCUCCUGCCAGCAACACCGCCAUCACCACCACAACAUUGACUGACUGCAUAGACUCUUCUUCUUCCAUUGUCCCCAACGCCCCAUCCAGUGAAUCCAACCUCACUACCAGCAGUAAUGCAGGUUUAACGACUACAGAUGCAAUUAGUUCCCCGUUCACGACUGACCCACUUUCCUGUAAGAAGACCAGCUCUGCGCUUUCAUCAGGUAUGAUCUGCCUCCCAUCUUCUGAUGACUCUAGUCUAACCACUCCAGCACUCACCCAUGAUAGUCCAGGACGAGAUUUACACACAAAUAUCGACGAAAGAUCGAGUCCGCCUGUUAAAGACUUGGCAGGCGUUGAGUUUGAGGUGGUCCAAAAGAACAAAAAAACUGAAAUCAAGAUAGUCGUGGAUGAUGCGGAAGCGAGUGAGCCUUGUAUGGAGAAAGCAACUCAAGACAACAGCGACGAAGGGACAAAGAAAGAGGUGCAAGAAGCAAGUGUGAAAGCGGAAGAUGUCACAGUUUCGGCUGAGGGGGGAGUGACUGAAUCUGCAUCCGAGAACAAGCGCCGAAACCAAGAAGAAACCAAGUCCGUGGAUGGGAAGUAAUUAAAAAGGAUACUUAUGGAAUUGCUGAAUUUGGGACCAACUACUGUGACGUAGGCAGGUUAGGCCACAGUAAAGAUUAAAGUUUAAAUGAUCCAUGGCACUUCCUAUACAGGGACCACCAACACAACAGCAGCACACCACACACCCAGUGGGCCACUGGACCAAAGAACAGAGAUCCCCUUGGUGUGAUAUAAUCGACAAUUCCAGCAGUGUCUUUGUCCUUUUUUUUAACUUGUGUUUGAUUUUUUUUGCAUUGCACGUAUGAUUAUGUACUAUAAAAAAGUAUUGUGUUUUAAAGACACCAUGUUUACAAUAGAGGGAUAAAAGAAAAUAGAUAUGACUAUUAAAUGGAUUAUUGAAUUGAUCGUUAGUGAGACGUUU
Molecule: messenger RNA, 2753 nt
Organism: Nerophis lumbriciformis (worm pipefish)
Lineage: Eukaryota; Metazoa; Chordata; Actinopteri; Syngnathiformes; Syngnathidae
Source: RefSeq, a predicted model, not a curated record